Molecule: messenger RNA, 1652 nt
Organism: Oreochromis niloticus (Nile tilapia)
Lineage: Eukaryota; Metazoa; Chordata; Actinopteri; Cichliformes; Cichlidae
Product: ras-related protein Rab-11B
Exons: 5
Coding region: 177-833 (218 amino acids)
Molecular function (GO): GTPase activity; GTP binding
Source: RefSeq, a predicted model, not a curated record
UCGCCUCCUUCUCUCUGUACGUGCAACUGCGUAGCGGGCAGUCACGUGACCGUGUCAGCGGCUCCGCUCCGUGCACAUUGUCUCUCGUCAUCUUGGCGCACCACCCUGGUUUGGGCAGGGAAACCUACCUACUCUCAUCACCGCAAUCUCAAAAAGCAGGGUGAUAGUAUCAAACAAUGGGGAACAGGGACGAUGAAUACGACUUCUUGUUUAAAGUUGUACUAAUCGGAGACUCUGGAGUAGGGAAAAGUAACCUGCUGUCCCGUUUCACAAGAAAUGAGUUCAACCUGGAGAGCAAGAGCACCAUCGGGGUGGAAUUCGCCACCCGAAGCAUUCAGGUGGACGGCAAAACGAUAAAGGCUCAAAUCUGGGACACAGCUGGGCAGGAGCGCUACAGAGCCAUCACCUCAGCGUAUUAUCGCGGUGCGGUCGGAGCUCUCCUAGUCUACGAUAUCGCAAAGCACCUGACAUAUGAGAACGUUGAACGCUGGUUGAAGGAGCUGAGGGACCACGCUGAUAACAACAUUGUCAUAAUGCUGGUUGGAAACAAGAGCGACCUCCGACACCUCAGGGCCGUGCCCACUGAUGAGGCCCGAGCAUUCGCAGAAAAGAACACACUCUCAUUUAUUGAGACGUCAGCAUUGGACUCCACGAAUGUAGAGGAGGCAUUCAAGAACAUUUUAACAGAAAUCUACCGCAUCGUGUCACAGAAGCAGAUAGCAGACAGAUCUGCGCACGACGAGUCUCCAGGCAACAAUGUCGUAGAUAUAAGUGUCCCGCCAACCACUGACGGGCAGAAGGGCAACAAACUCCAGUGCUGCCAGAGCCUGUGACGCUCGGUCCAAUGACACUCAUCCUCGCCACAUUCACCUCCACAUCACAUCACCUGUGCACUUUUUCCCCCCGUAGCUCUGCUCACGGCCAACUCCCUCACCACUUUAGCCUCUUUUCUUUUCUUUUCUUUUCUUUUUUAACCUUUACUUUUGUUUUAUAAAGUACUUUUGAAGUCACUUGUGCUCUUCUUUUCUGCCAUGAAAGAAACAUUUCAGAAGCCUUUAUGUCACUCAGUCAGUCUGCGUGAAGGUUCCUGUUAUCCAGGAGCCAGGCAGUCUUUGCUGUCUUACUGAAGCCUGUGAAGUUGUUUGAACUGAAACACUGUCCUGUAAAGGGAGGUUGUGAGAUACAUUUCAAUGGUUACCACUAGAUGGUGCUGUGUAAAUAAACUACAGAUAGUUACUCCAACCAGGUGAAGCAGUAUUGUGCUAUUUGACAGUGUGGCUCUUACAUCCUUACACCAUGCCAAAAAAUAUCCUCAUUAUGUAUUUAUUGAAGAAGAUUUGGCUGAAGUCAUCAUUGUUUUACUUUCAGUUUAAGAACUGUGUAAAUUUACAAUAAAAUCCUUGACUGAAGCAGUUUGUUAAAUGGAUAUUUAACAUACUCUGACUUGUUUGGUUUUUGUUUGUUUGUUUUUGUUUUGUUUUUUUCUCAUCAGAAAUGUACUGAACUACGUGGACAAUUUUAAACUAUUCCACACAAAAACCUAAACUGAAAUAUUGUCAUUUUAAUUCUAGCUCUGAAGUCACUUAGAUAACUAUUUUACAUGUGUAAGUGUAAGGUAGGUGAAAAACAUUAAAAUGUUAAAUGGACUGGUA